ACAAGUUGUUCUCUCUCGCUCUUCUGGGUGUUGAUGCUUCUCUGAACAAUUCGACCCCAGCCAGAAUACAGUCACCAUGGCACAGCAAAACCAGCCUACAGGCGAAUACCGCAAGCACCUCCCGGAGCUCAAUGUGCCGAGAUUCCAGGCCAUGCAGCAGCAAGAUGCACACGAGUACGCACACGAGUUCAAGACAAAGCACAAUCCACCGUGGCUUCAUGCCUUGUACAUGUACUGGCGUUCUCUGCUUGCCGAGCCCUUCAAGGGUGUGACAAGCGACGGCAACGUUAGAGAAGGCCUGUUCAACUACCAAGACGAAGGCGUCGACAUCGACAACAUCGUCAAAUCCGCCCAGACCCUUCUCUCCCAAGUCACCGACGAGCAAAAACAAGUCCUCAGCUACCACAUCGACAGCCCUGAAUGGCGAACAUGGUCCAACCCCGAAUUCCUCCUUGCACACAAAGGCCUCCGCCUCGACGAACAAUCAGAACAAGUCCGCUCCUCUAUUCUUGCAACACUCAAAGCCACUCUCUCCCCCGAGGGCUACGAAAAAGCAAUCUCGGCCAUGCGAAUCAACGGCUUCCUCGGCGAAUUGGUCCAAGGCACAAAAGUUAUGAACGAGUUUAGUUACAACUUCGUCCUCUUUGGCGAGCCCUCGAGCACAGAACCCUGGGGCUGGUCUUUCUACGGCCACCACCUGUGUCUAAACAUCUUCCUCUUCAAGCGUCAAAUUGUCAUUUCUCCCUGGUUCACCGGCGCCGAGCCCAACGAAAUCGACUCGGGUCCAUACAAGGGCACCCGCAUCCUAACCCGCGAAGAAGAACUCGGCCUCAAACUCAUGCAAUCUCUCAGCCCAGAGUUGCAGCAAAAGACACAAAUCUACAAGUUGAUGAAAGACCCAGCAAUGCCAGAAGGCCGCUGGAACAGAGAUGAUCAACGCCAUCUCUGCGGUGCAUACAGAGAUAACCGUAUCGUCCCUUACGAAGGCAUCACCCUGCAAGACAUGACUUCGGAUCAACAGUCCCUCGUCUCACAAAUCAUCGAGGAAUACUUCCUCUACCUCCCCGCUUCCUCUCGCGCUGCAAAACUCAAACAGGCAAUGUCUUUCGCCUCAGAAACCUACUUCAGCUGGAUAGGUGGUUAUGGACCUGAAGACCCUUUCUACUACCGCAUCCAGAAUCCAGUGGUGAUUAUUGAGUUUGAUCAUCACUCGGGUGUUUUCUUGAACAACGAGCAGCCGGCCAAGUUCCAUAUUCAUACUUUGCUCAGAACGCCCAAUGCGGGUGAUUAUGGUGUUGCGUUGAGGAAGUGUAUUCCGGCGAAGGAGCAGUUCUUUACUUGGGAGCCGGAAGAUGCUUCGAAGGGGCCUGGUAACCAUGCCAGUCGUCUGGAUUAGACUGAUGGGGUGUAAGAUGUCACUAGAAGACAUGGUUGGCAAAUGUAAAUAUGACGAUACAAUCUUAUGGAUUCCUACCAAAACGC
This is a messenger RNA of Aureobasidium pullulans EXF-150, 1482 nucleotides long. RefSeq lists its product as uncharacterized. The transcript is spliced from 2 exons. Lineage: Eukaryota; Fungi; Ascomycota; Dothideomycetes; Dothideales; Saccotheciaceae. The record is from RefSeq and is a predicted model, not a curated record. The coding region runs from base 77 to 1396 and encodes 439 amino acids.